Adineta steineri is the source of this 1839-nucleotide messenger RNA. NCBI's taxonomy places the organism in Eukaryota, Metazoa, Rotifera, Eurotatoria, Adinetida, Adinetidae. The record is from the annotation of a GenBank genome assembly.
AUGGAAAAAACAAUUUAUGAUAAAUUAAAUCUAAGAACUGAUUUACCUAAUACUGAUUAUAAACCAUAUUUAGAUACAAUUAUAAAAGAUUAUUGUAUGAAAAGAGUAUGGACUGAUUCACCAACAAUAAAACAUAUAUCACAUUUACUUCCAUCACCCAAAAUUAUUCUUAAUAAUCAACUUAAUUCUAUUAGUAAUCAAGAUUUAAUUGAAUCAAUAGAACCAUUUAAUGAAUUAACUACUUAUUAUGCUCAAAUGGCAAUUAAAGAUCUUGAUUUGAAUCAACAACAUCAUCCAUUAUUAAAUGCGUGUCAUUCUCUUGCUUCAACUUUACAUGAAGAAGUAACAUGGCAUUCAACACAACUUCGUCUUAUUCAAUUAAUUCAACGUUUUCCUCGUUUAAAACCAUUUUUAAACAUAUUAAACAAAUAUGGUUUACAUUUAAAAGAUAUUCUUAGUGGAGAAAAAAAUGGUUUAGAUAUAUUUGUUGGUGAUGAUGAAAUUGAACAAAUUUUUCAUUCGAUUUGUCAAUAUUUAAAAUUACAAUAUGAACAACAACAACAAACUAAAGAUAAUUCAUUUGAGAAUUAUCGAUUAUGUAUAUUUUGGUUAACUGAUAGUUUAUUAAUUGAUUUACAUUAUGCAGAUUCUGAUCCAGUACAACUUGCAAAUGCUCAACAAACAUUUAAUACACAUCUAACUAAUCAAACAAAAAAUUUAUCUAUUAUUUAUGAUGAAACAAUUGAUUUAUAUGAUAGUAAAACACUUGAAAAAAUACCAUUCGAAUCAUUUGAUAUUAUAUUUUCUGUAAAUCAACUUCAAGGAAAUCAAGAUUUAACAAAUUCUUUAGUUGCUCUUCGUCGUUUACUUGUUCCUAAUGGUCUCCUUUUAUUACUUGAAUUAGUUCAUGUUCCUCUUAAUUUUGAUCUUAUUUUUGGUUUUAAUGAUCAAUGGUGGUCAUCAUCUGAUGAUGAUAAUUGUGCAUUAAAAAAUAUUCAACAAUGGGUGAUAUUAUUAGAACAAAUCGAAAGAUUUCAUAUUAUUGAAUCAACAACAAAUCAAAAUGAAAGUACAUUAAUUAUUAGUCAAAAAACAACGUCGAAUGAAAGAUUACAAAGACUUGAUGAAAGAAAAAAUCAGUUAUGGUUAAUAUUUAUUAAAGAUGAUAAUAAUAGUUUUGGUCAUAUUCUAUCAUCAUUGUUACCAUGUUCAAAUAUUAAAAUAUUUCAUAUUCGUCAUUCAACUUUAGAUACUAUUUGUUUUGGAAUAUCAGUUUUAUUAACUACUUAUAAACAAGUAUCUAUUAUUUUUGCAUGGCAACUUGAUCAAGUAUUAUUGAAUGAAAAUAAUGAUGACGAUUUAGUAUUGAAACAAAAUGAAGAACUUAUAUAUCAUGCUCAAUUUAAUAAUGAUUCGAAUCUUAAUAUAAUUGCAUUACCAUUUAUUGGUCUUGCACGAAGUUUAAUAACUGAAUAUGAACGAAAUCGAUUAAAACUUAUUGAUCUUCGAACAUCAUUAAAUAAUAAAUUAAUAUUUAUUCAUACUUUAAUAGAAUAUAUGAUUAAUUCAAGAUAUUCAACUGAUACUUGCCAAGUUGUUCUUCGUCUUAAUGGUACAAAUCAAAAUGAAGUUCAACAUUUAACAUGGCAUUAUGAAAUGUUACAAAAUAAUGAUGAACAAAAGAAAUCUAAAUACGAACAAAUACCUAUUAUUCGUAAACGAGAUGCAGAUCAAAAACCAUUUCGUCUUUGUGUACCACGAUCUUGUUUUCUUUCUGAAUUAACAUGGAUCGAAGAAGAUAGUGAAGAAGAACUAUUACCAUCAGAUAUGGUAGACUGA